AUGUAUUGGAUUCUGCAGUAUAAAAUCAAUGAAAUAGCAUGUCCCAUCGCUUUCAGAAAAUCUUCUAAUAUGAUUCAACUUCGCCCUAUGGUUCUUCUCUACAUCCUUCUUUCUUUGAUUGUCGCUGCGGUGGAGUCUUUCAAUGCUGCCCCCGGUAAAGGACAAUGUUAUGUGCCAAAAGGAGGUGACUGUUAUAGAUGCGAUUGUGUGAAACCAGCGAAAUGCUACAAAGGAGAGUGCCGAUAA
This is a messenger RNA of Cylicocyclus nassatus, 246 nucleotides long. NCBI's taxonomy places the organism in Eukaryota, Metazoa, Nematoda, Chromadorea, Rhabditida, Strongylidae. The record is from the annotation of a GenBank genome assembly.